Molecule: messenger RNA, 4844 nt
Organism: Oncorhynchus mykiss (rainbow trout)
Lineage: Eukaryota; Metazoa; Chordata; Actinopteri; Salmoniformes; Salmonidae
Product: cadherin-related family member 4
Biological process (GO): homophilic cell-cell adhesion
Cellular component (GO): plasma membrane
Molecular function (GO): calcium ion binding
Source: RefSeq, a predicted model, not a curated record
UGAUAUGGUCAUGUACUUUACAUCCGAGGAGGGGUAUGUUUGUUUGGUAACCAGGGCUGAAGAACACAGAACACACAGCCUUACUAGCUCUACUAGGUCUUCCCAGUUCUACACAGUCCAGAUAAUCAGCUUUCCCAGUCAACGACACCAGCCUUAACCUCCAGCUAUGGGUGUCUACAAUCUCAUCCGUCUACUGCUCCCAACACCUUUUUUACAGCUUCACAUUUUGACCGGAGCGUGUGUUUCCAUAGCGACUGGGUUCAUAGGUCUCCCUGCCUCUGUGUCUGUAUCGGAGAGCACCCGUCCCAGGAGUGUGGUGGUGGAGUUUCAGGUGCAGAGCUCCAGUCUUCUCCCCACAGUCAACAUCCUCUCUGUCAACCCAGAGUUAGCAGUGUUUGAGACGCCCAUCGUCAACCCUACUAACGUCUCUGGUAUCUUCAAUGUCCAGAUAGUGUUGAGCGGUUCUCUGGACUAUGAGAAGGCCAGCAUGGUGAGUGUUCGUCUGGGCCUGGUCACCUCAUCAGGCCGUGCAGAGCAGACCUUCCAUAUCAGAGUGGUGGAUGAGAACAAUACACCCCAGUGUGAACCUCUGCUCCAGCUGCCUGGAGUUGAGGUUCAUGUCCCAGAGAACCUUCCUGUUCCUGUGACUCUCUACACUGUCCUGGCCUCCGACGCAGACCGCAAUGACACACUCUCUUUCUCUAUCAGUCAGGUCUUGCCCAACUCCUCCAAAGGACAGUUCCACAUCAGUGGAGGCGGCAGCAUCCUCUCAAGCCAACCAUUUGAUUACCACACAGGACCAAGGGAGUUGAUACUGUCUGUGGUUGUGAGAGACAAACAAGGGGCUAACUGUACUGGGACAGUCAGGAUCAAGGUGCUGAAAGUCUACAACCCUCCUCUGGAUCUGCUUCUUGUUUCCCAGAAUGUGUCCAUCUUUGAGAACCAAGGACCCGAGGAUAUUGUAGCUACUGUUAGAGCUAACCUCACCAUCCCUGAUGUACUCUACACUUUUGUGAAAGAUUAUCCCCAUUUCAAGAUUGGUAGAGAGGACGGUGUCAUCAGAACAGCCUAUAACCUGGACCUGGAGGCGGAGCGGGCCCUGGCCCACAGUGUUCUAUUGGUCAGAGCCUACAGCGUGGCAGUGGAAUGCUCCGCUACCGCCACUGUCACGGUCAACGUUUUGGAUGUCAAUGAGUUCCCACCCUUCUGCUCCCCCUCAGUGUUUGUGCUGGAGGUGUCAGAGACCAUUGAGGUGGGCAGCAGCCUGGGCUCAUUGACCUGUGUUGACAUUGACGUCAGUAACCAGAGUGUGUCUCUCACACUCGUCGAUAACAGAUCAUCACUGUUCAAAUUCCGCCUCAAAGACGGACAGCUCCAGGUUAACAACACUCUGAACUAUGACUCUGCUGAGAUGGCCACCAAUAACUUCCAGUAUGAGGCCACCAUCUUGGCUACGGACACAGGCACCCCUCCUCUCACAUCCCAGGUGCGUGUGCUGGUCAGUGUGACCCCAGUCAAUGAACAUGAUCCAGUGUUUCAGACGUUGUUCUUCAGUGUCCCAGAGGGCACCAGGCCUGGUACGGCAGUGGGGACGGUGGUGGCCAGAGACACAGACUGGCCCUUUGACAACAUCCGCUACUCAAUCACUACAGGAGACGACACCAUGUUCACUAUUGAUCCAGAGGGAGGGGAUCUGUAUCUGGGCGGAGAGCUGGACUUUGAGGAGCAGCAGGUGUAUGUAGUGGGGGUUCAGGCUGAGGAUUAUGAGCAGGAUAUGGACCGUACCAACCGCAAGAGAAGAACAGUGGACAUCACUGUACAAGUGGAGAAUGUGAAUGAUAAUGCUCCAGUGUGUGACCCAAUCUCCUAUGAGUCCACCAUCUUCUCCACCUUGUCUAAUAAACUCCCCAUCCUCUCACUCAGCUGCGCUGAUGCAGACAGCGACAGACUAACAGCUACCAUCACUAACGGUGCUGCAGUGGACCGGUUUCUGAUGACCGGGUUGAGUCUCGUCUCCAAAAACAUGUUCUCCUACGUGGUGGAUGGGGUUUAUGACCGCACCAUGUUUGAAGUCACCAUCUCUGUGUCGGAUGGCAGGCAUCACACUGAGGCUGUGGCCUACAUCUACGUAGUUCCCUGGACCACUACUGUUCCUACUACUACUACUACUACUACUACUACAGCUAAACCUCCACAGGUGGUCACAGUGAUGUCAGACUACUGGGAUCCAGAGCCUUGGUUUGUUGCUGUGGUGACGGUUACCGGCGUCCUGCUCCUGCUGGUCACAAGUCUGCUCAUCUGGGCCAUUCUGAGCCGCGUCUAUGGUUGGGGACCAAAAGAUGAGCCUGAACCUCCAUCAAAUAAGACGGAAGAGAUCGGCAAAAUGAACACAGAAGUGAGUCAAAAUGGGGCCAGUGAAAAUGAUCAGGCCUCACUAGAUGGCAGCCUCAGUCUAACUAAAGCCAGCAUACAAGACGACCUGAUGAGGUUUGAUGGGAAGGCACAAGAUCCAGUUUCAGGGCGCAGUUACCUGUUCAACUCUUCCACUGGUGAACGGCGUUGGUUGUAGGGGACGUCCAGUCUUAAAUCAGUGCAGGUUGUUGAUGGUAUGUGCUGUUUAUACCAUCUGGAGCUGAAGAGGAUUCAUAUGAUGUGGAUUCAUAUGAUGUGGAUUCAUAGUAUGUGCACAAUCAGGCAUUUUAGCAUAAUUGUGAUUUCAAUUACAGGUCGAUUUGAAGUUUGUAAGAGUGAUAUUUUAAAAGGUACUAUUUAAUACAUAAUCAUGCUGACCUGCUGUGGAGGCUACUCCUUAAUUACUAUUCCUGUGUGUGUACUCAUGUAGUUCAGCAUCAACAAUAGUAUACCUUAUAUAUACACAGAAGUAUGUGGACACCCCUUCAAAUGAGUAGAUGUGGCUAUUUCAGCCACACCCAUUGCUGAUUGGUGUAUAAAAUCUAAGCCAUGCAAUGUCUAUGGACAAAGAUUGGCAGUAGCAUGGCCUUACUGAAGAGCUAAGUGACUUUUAAUGUGGCACUGUCAUAGGAUGCCACCUUUCCAACAAGUCAGUUCAUCAAAUGUUUCCCCUGCUAGAGCUACUGUAAGUGCUGUUAUUGUAAAGUGGAAAUGUCUAGGAGCAACAACGGCUCAGCCUCAAAGUGGUAGACCACACAAGCUCAAAGAACAGGACCGCUGAAUGCUGAAGCACGUAUAAAUAGUCAAUCCUCGGUUGCAACAUUCAUUACUGAGUUCCAAACGGCCUCUGGAAGCAACAUCAGCACAAUAACUGUUUGUCGGGAGCUUCAUGAAAUGAGUUUCCAUGGCCGAGCAGUCACACAAAAGUCUAAAAUGACCAUGCAUAAUGCCAAGCAUCGGCUGGAGUGGUGUAAAGCUCACCACAUUUAGACUCUUGAGCAGUGGAAACACGUUCUCUGGAGUGACGAUUCACUCUUCACCAUCUGGCAGUCCGACGGACACAUCUGGGUUUGGCGGAUGCCAGGAGAACUCUACCUGCUCCAAUGCAUAGUGCCAACUGUAAAGAUUGGUGGAAGAGGAAUAAUGAUCUGGGGCUGUUUUUCAUGGUUCGGGCUAGGCCCAUUAAUUAAAGUGAAGAGAAAUCUUUGCUACAGCAUACAAUCAUAUUCUAGAAGAUUCUGUGCUUCCAAAUUUGUGGCAACAGUUUGUUUCAGCAUGACAAUGUCCCCAUGCACAAAGCAAGGUCCAUACAGAAAUAAUUUGUUGAGAUCAGUGUGGAAGAACUUCACUGGCCAGCACAGAGCCCUAACCUCAACCCCAUCAAACACCUGAAUAGGAACGCCGACUGUGAGUCAGGCCUAAUCGCCCAACAUCAGUGCCGAACCUCACUAAUGGCUCGUGGCUGAAUGAAAGCAAGUCCCCACAGCAAUGUUCCAACAUGUAGUGGAAAGCCUUCCCAGAAGAGUGGAGGCUGUUAUAGCACCAAAGGGGGACCAACUCCAUGUUAAUGCCCAUGAUUUAUAAAUGAGAUUAUCUUUUGGUCAUGCAGUGUACGUUGUUUUGUCUAACGUGUGGAAUAACAGUUUGUUUUGGUUUUAUUACACCAACAGCUCUAACCUGAUUUGAAUGAAAUGAUCUGUUGUGUUCUAUGAAAAACCUGUCCAUUAGUAUGUGAAAAUGACCUAAAUGUGUAGGAAAACACAAAAGCAAGUAAAUCAGGUGAUCUUUAUUUUUAUUUAAAUUAAAUCAUUAUAUAAGACUUUCAAAGCAUUUUAAUAUUGACCAAAAAACUAACCUUUUCCCAAUUAGAUUUUGUCUUUCCUCAAUCACUAUUUAUCGUUAAGAUGGUGUGAGAAAAAUGGAAGAAAAAUGUAGGCAUACAGUCGGUCAAACAGUACUGAUAAAAGCAUAUCUAUGAAUCGGCUGUAAACUUAAGUGAAGGCACAAACAUACUGCAAAAGACAUGGAAUUGGUAUUAUAAAAAAAUAAUGUUAGGUACAUACAUACUUUAAAAUCAGUUAGAAUUUUUGCCAUUCCUUCCCCUGGUUGUGAAGGUUUUUUUGUUUUACUUUUUAAUAUUUUUAUUUAGAUUUUGUAAAAGGAAUGUUAAGAUAUUCUGUGCAGAUUACAGAGCGAAUAUAUUUGCCAUCUCGAGUCAUGCAGGAAAAAUAUGCGGUUUGGCUAUGAAUGAGGAACAUAUGUAAACAUGAUAAAAAAGAACUUCCUUUUUCCAUUCAUAAUCUCUAUCCAUGCACGUUCUUCUUUUACAAAAUAAGCUUUAUGCGAUUAAAAGUUUAAUAGAAUUUGCACUGCACAUCAGAUUUUCUAAAGUAAAAUGAACGCAUUUAUAUAAAAACCUUUUCCAAUGCCUC